GAAGGACCGUCGAGCCGGGAUGGCCGCGCGCGCCGGGCCGGGCGCCGAUUGGCUGCCCCCGCGCGCGCCGGGCGGCCCGGUCAUCCACACGGUGGAGAUGCACGCGGGCGGCGAGCCGCUGCGGGUGGUGCUGCCGGGCGGGCUGGCCGGGCUGGAGGCGCCCGAGGGCCUGCCGCUGCUGGCCCUGCGCCGCCGCCUGCUGGCCUCGCCCGAGCUGGACGGCCUGAGGCGGCUGCUGAUGCACGAGCCCCGCGGGCACCGCGACAUGUACGGGGCGCUGCUGGCGCGCAGCGAGCUGCCCGAGGCCGCCGCCGGCGCCCUCUUCGUCCACAACGAAGGCGCCAGCUCCAUGUGCGGCCACGCCGUCCUCUGCCUGGCCCGCCUGGCCCUCGACUACGGCCUCCGCCGGCCGCCCCCCGCCGGCCCCGGGGAGGUGCCCGUCACCAUCCACUGCCCCUGCGGGCCCGUGGUCGCCUUCGCCUCCUGGGACGGCCGGCGCAGCGGCAGCCGCGUCCGCUUCCACAGCGUGCCUGCCUUCGCCGCCGCCACAGAUCUAACAGUUGAUGUUCCUGGCUAUGGAAAAGUGGUGGUUGAUGUUGCAUAUGGUGGCGCUUUUUAUGCGUUUUUAAGUGCUGAAAGGUUGGGGCUUGAUGUUUCUUCUUCAAAGAUUAGGGAUCUCGUAGAUGCAGCUUCUGCAGUAACUGAAGCAGUUAAGGCCCAGUUCAAAGUUUGUCAUCCUCUCAUCAAAGACGUGGCCUUCAUUUAUGGGACUAUACUGACAGAUGGAAAGGAUGCAUUUAGUGAUGAACCGACAAACAACAUCUGUGUGUUUGCAGAUGCACAGGUUGAUCGAAGCCCUACUGGGUCAGGUGUGACGGCUCGCAUUGCCUUACAAUACCAUAAAGGACUCAUUCAACUGGACCAGACCAGGGUUUUCAGAAGCAGCUCAACUGGUUCCUUGUUUACUGGGAAAGCAGUGAAAGAAGUGAAAUGCGGUGAUCACAACGCUGUUAUAGUAGAAGUCUCAGGAGAAUCCUUUUAUACUGGAACUUCAACCUUCACUAUGGAGGACGACGACCCACUAAAAUAUGGGUUUCUUCUCAAAUGACUUCAGCUUCAGCCUGAUAACCUUGAUCAAAAAGGGGAUCUGUUUGUGCUUUACAUUUAAGUAUGAAUUACUUGUAAUUUAAUUUCAUGGGAGGGUCUUGUCCUUGCACAGUGGGAGUGAAUAUAAUGUAGUGACUGAGUUGUCAUCCAAGAAGUAUCCCAUUAAGAUUUCAUCUGCACAACUCCUCACUCAGAGGCCUUAAGCUGCCUACAACCUAUCAGUCUCCCCAUCUGUGGUGUAGGCAUAAUCAUACUGACUUCUCUUAUAGGACUAUCGUAAGAAUUACUAAGAUAAUUGCGACCUCUAACACUAUGACCAGUCUAGCCUCUCUUGGCUCUAGAGGUGCAGACAGGUAGUCAUGGGAUUCGUUAAGGACAUUUUAACCCUGCUUUUCUUCAUAAGAUAUGGAUCCAAAGUGGCUCACAACAUACGAAAUGUACAAAAGCUGAUCAAGUAUUACAGAUAUGCAACAGAUGCCAAUUUUACUACUAUAUAAGGCAGAGCAGGUAGUAAUACCCUUGCCUUUGAUGAAAUAUUCUCUCUUCAAACAGGGACAGGCACUCACUUCUUUCCUUUCCUUCCAGAAGGCGGUGUUACGGUCAGGGCUGGGAUUCUUGCUUGGGCGCUGGGCUGAGCGGGAGGGAGAGAGCAAGAGUCCAAAGCACGCCAGGGUCGGGAGCCAGAAAGUCCGUCCAUCAGGGGAGCAAGCAGAGGAGAGUCAGAAAGCCAAGCCAAGGUCUGAAAGCCGAGUCAUCAGUUCAAUGCAGAGACAAGCAAGGGGUGGUUGAGGACAAAGCCGAGGUCAGGACACAGGAGGUCUAUCCAAGCAAGGGCAGCGUACAAGGCAGAGGUGAAGCUCCCAGGAGCCGAGCUGCUGGGUGCAAGGAGUGGUGAACGACGUUGCUCCCACGCUGGGCUCUGCCCAGUGUUCCCCUUAUAAGCUCAGGACGGCAUAAGAGGACGAGGGCCAGGUGUUUCUCAUUCACUUGAUUGCCCUGCCUCGUCCUCGGCAUUCAGCUCCGCCCAUCGCUGCGCUUGCAGGCAUACACUCUUUCACCAUUCCCAAACCCCCUCUCUUACUCAAGCCCUCCGCCUUGCUGCUGGCUCACAAGGCUUGGCUCUGAGGCACCGGUUCCUCCUCCUCUCUGUGCGACCCCUCUCCUUCGCUACCUUGUGCUGAGGGACCGGGUUGCUGGUCACUGGAUGGCUCUUCAGGGACUGUGGGUGGGUCUCCCGCUGGCUCUUCCAGCCCCUCCUCCUCUGCAGAGGAAUGAUCCGCAGGUAGAGAGCCCAGCCGACGCGGGUCUCCGACAGGCAGCUUCCUUUAUCGUUCUGGGAGUAGAGCAGGUAGAAACAGCUCUGCCCUUGAAACCAUCUGAGAGCAGGCAGGCGCUGAAAUCUAGAAGGUGCUGAUACUCAUCCCUUCCUUCAGGAAGGCGAGCUUUUAUAGUCCAAGGAGCAGAGAAGGUGGAUACAGCUCUUCCCUUGAUAAAACCAUCUGAGCGAAACUAGGCAUUAAAUUCUAGGAGGUGCUGAUAUUCACCCCUUCCUUCUGGAAGGCAGUUUCCUUUACACUCUCAGGAGCAGAGCAGGCGGAAACAGCUCUGCUAUCUGAGAGCAGGCAGGCAGGUGCUGAAAUUGAAGAGGCUCCAAUACUCAUCCUUUACUUCAGGAAGGCAGCUUCCUUUAUAGUCCUAGGGGCAGAGCAAGCGGAAACAGCUCUGCCCUUGAUUAAACUAUCGGGAUCAGGCAGGCGCUAAACUCCAGGAGGCGCUGAUACUCAUCCCUUUCUUCUGGAAGGCAGCUGCCUUUAUAGUUGCAGGAGCAGAGAAGGCAGGAACAGCUCUGUCCUUGAUUCAACCCUCAGGGCAGGCAGGCAGGUGCUGAAAUCUAGGAGGUGCUGAUACUGAUCCCUUCUUCCUGGAAGGCAGCUUUCUUUAUAGUCCCAGGAGCAGAACAGGCGGAAACAGCUCUGCCCUUGAUUAAACUAUCAGGCAUGUGCUAAACUCCAGAAGGCGCUGAUACUCAUCCCUUCCUUCUGGAAGGAAGCUUCCUUUGUUGACCUAGUGUUACAUGAAGUGGUCUCCUUGCAUUAAAUAUGAUUUAUGGGGGAAUUAGCUAGCAAGGAAGAUGGCUAUGCAAGAGGCAGUAACUGGAAUCUAUCACCUUUGUAUACCAGGUCCCUUCCUAUAGUAAGACAAGCAAGUCUGGUGCUUCAAUAUAAAACAAUAACUUUUAUUGACCACAAGAACUUCAUGCGCGUACACACCAAUUACUGAGUGAAAAUAAUCACACACACAAGGGUCCUAGGAGAUAUAGCCAGAGGUUUGGGAAUAGAGCAAGAGGGAGUAAUAUCUACCUGUCCUGGAGCAGGGGGUCCAGUCCGCGUUGAGGAGGGAGAAAGAAGAGCGUCAAACGGCCAGCGUCCUCAGCAAGGCAGGAGGCUUAGAGCAAACCUCAAGGGAACAGCGCUUGUGGAUCUGGAAACGCAUUCAAACGUGUUCAGAGAGAGAGAGAGAGACUCAGGGAAGUGACCCUAAGGGAAGCUUGCAUGAUUUGAAUGGGGCUAGGACCCUACCUUUAUAGGUAAAAUGUGCCCUGAGGUGGAGGAGAGUCCUUCUGGAAGUUAGGACAAAGACUCCAAUGACUAGUUCCUGGGUUGGACAAAAGGCUUGAGUACUUGGAUUAAUAGCUGCCGGGGGUGGGCUGGGGGGCGGUGUGAAUGGGAAGGCAAAACUGGCCGGUUAGCUGGAAGAAUACACCGAAGCUAGGUUGAUAGUUUUAGGUGGGGAGCACAAUAUCCCAGGAAUGGCUGUACAUGCUUAUGAAUGCCAUUUGAUUAGCUCCUUUAAUCACAGAUAGGAAGUCUCAUCACGGAAGGAGGGAAAAGAAUGUGCUAAGUGGGGGUGACACUACAAGUCCUUUAUUGCUCUGGUCAUGGGUGAGGCCAGGAAGAUAGCAAGUCCAGUCGCCGCUUAAUCACCCCGCAUUCCUUUGCGGCAUUCCAUUCAUGCUAUGUCUCCCGGGUGGGACUCAGCAACUGCCCCAGGUCCUCUGCUGGCCAAACCGCAGCCAUUUUAUUCCAGAGGCCUGAACAUUUCCAAUAUUGCCACCAGCCAUAAAUACGAAGCUGCUAUAAAAAUGGGGGAGGCUGGGCCGACUGCUUACACUAGGAGCAAAAGCAGUGGAAACAGCUCGGCCCUUAAUGAAACCAGGAGGCGUUGAUACUCAUCCCUUCCUUCCAGAAGGCAGCUUCCUUUGUUGUCCUGAGAGCAAAGGCAGUGGAAACAGCUCAGCCCUUAAUGAAACCAGGAGGUGUUGCUUCUCAUGCCUUCCUUAUUGAAGGCAGCUUCCUUUAUAGUCCGAGGAGCAGAGCAGGUGGGAACAGGUCUGCCAUUGAUUAAACUAUCUGAAAUCAGGUAGGCAGGCACUGAAAUCUAGGAAGCGCAGGUACUCAUCUUCAGGAAGGCAACCUCUUUUAUGGUUCCCACAGCAGAGCAGGUGGAAACUACUGAUGAAACCAUCUGAAAGCUGGCAAGCGCUGAAACCAAUCACAGCACUCUGUUCUUUGGAGGUAUUGUGCGAAAGCUUGUGUUGUUUUAAUGGUGGUGAGGAUGUGAGUUAUGUCAAUGCUUUGUGUGGCAAGGUCUCAGCCUGUUUCUGGUAGCAGAUAUUGGGCAGCAGUGAGGGGAGAUACUUCAAAAAUUGGAAAUUGCUUAUAGGAGUCACUUGGUUUCCAGUUCUGGGUAAUGCUGCUUAAUUUAAUUUCUGUUGAUUCUACCAAGUGUCAUCAGAAACUUAAUUUUAUUAAACAUGGAGUAUUUGUCUGCCUUUUAUAUUCAGAAUAACACUACGGAGAAAUUUAAUUUUCUCUUUUACAUUCUCAGGACGGGGUGGCCAUUUUUCUGCUUUCCAGUUCCUUGAGUCUUGGGUGCACCCAUAUAGACCUAUAUAUAGGCUGAGGCCUGAAUGGUUUAUGUGGACGCAUUUUCUGUCCCUGAAACAAUUCACUCUUAGCAAGGAUGAACAAAAAGGAGUUAACUUCUGUUUAAAACUUUAAACAAAUUUGAGUGGGCCACCUAGGUGGAUAGUUUUUCAGCUGACCUCUUGAUCUUUAACUCAAGUUUCCCAUUCUCUGUUACAAACUGUCUUUAUUGCAGCCAGCUUCCAAUUCCUCCACAUUCUUAAUUCUGACUCUCUCACAUUGCUCUGUCGACUUUCUGGGCAACAUUCCAUCAGCUCUCAUUGUGGUUGCUCUUAAGAGUCAGACCUGGGUCUGCCUGGCACACACAAUCUCUCUUUAAAAGUUAAUAGUGGCUCUUUCAUGAUCUGCUAAAUUUCCUUUCCAACUCUCUUUGGUCAACUGACCAUAUUAGGGUGUGUAGAUGUACCUAGGUUACAAUACCAGUGUUCAUUAUAAGGGGGGCAAAAGAAUCCAGAGAGAGUUUGUGAGAAAGCCACACGCAGGAAGAUUUACAUCAGGAGUGUAAGAAAUAAAAGAGGAAGGCUGUGCACCAGGAAUCUCCAAUGCUUCCAUGCAUGCUGCUUGUCUAGGUCCCUCUGCGCUGUGCUUGGGCCCAUCUGUUUCUUGCAGAUGUGCAGGAUCAGAGGUUUGGCUCUACUAGAACAAAGUUCUGAAUUCUGCAACAGUGUUCAUGAAAGUUCCUUCCUCCUCAGAGUGACUUAUUCACAUUUCUUAGCAUAAUCAGAUUCUGGAAUGUAUUGUCGAAGGCUUUCAUGGCUGGAGAACAAUGGUGGUUGUGGAUUUUCCGGGCUGUAUAGCCGUGGUCUUGGCAUUGUUGUUCCUAUAGUUCAGGAACGACAAUGCCAAGACCACGGUUAUACAGCCCGGAAAAUCUACAACAACCAAGAUUCUGAAAUAUUUGGGCAAGAAGGCCUGACGUUUCUUGGUAUUUCCCGUGUAAAUGAAUAGCUGUAAUUCAUUGAUGAUGGGGUGUGAUUAUAGUGGCACUGAUUUGGCCAGGACUCAUCUUUGCCCCAUCCUUGGCACUUGGAGACCCAGACUUAAAUCACAAAUUCUUCUGCAUGUGUAUGUAUAAGCACACAUGGUACCCCAGAGUGCAAGUUACCUAAACAUGAAACAUCCCUACCAGUUCUUUGCACUUUCCCACACCUCUUGCAAGAAAGUAUCCUUUAGUAUAGAUGCCCUGGGAAAAUGCACUGUGUGCAGUGGUGAUUGUUGCCUCUAGUAUCCUCGAAUGUGACCAGUCAGAAAAGGGACAAGUGGAAAGCAUUUUGUCUAGUAAUGGUCCUGCUAACAGAAGUGCCUGCCUCCCUCCUAUGUGAUUGGUGCUUUCAUUUUGAAGCCUACUUCACAGCGCUACGUUUCUUGCCAAACAAUUCUUUCUUGGAUUUGAGUUCCUACUUGUGGAUUGGCUGCCCAUAUGCUGUGAAUGAAAUUCUAUGGCUCACUUUACUGCAAUAAUCAUGCUUGUUAAAAAAAUUACAUUUGUUUCAUAACUGUUUUGCUUUCCCUUGUUCAUUAAUGAAUUACAUCUCUAUUAUAAUAUUCAGUGGUCAAUUUCUAUUCUUGAGUUUUAUACAAUGUGAACAUCGUUACUUUUCAUAAUAAAAUCUAUCAAUUGUA
Eublepharis macularius is the source of this 6716-nucleotide messenger RNA. RefSeq names its product trans-L-3-hydroxyproline dehydratase (gene L3HYPDH). The coding region runs from base 20 to 1108 and encodes 362 amino acids. The record is from RefSeq and is a predicted model, not a curated record. The transcript is spliced from 5 exons. Gene Ontology annotation, molecular function: hydro-lyase activity. NCBI's taxonomy places the organism in Eukaryota, Metazoa, Chordata, Lepidosauria, Squamata, Eublepharidae.